AUUAAGGUGGCCAUAUUUGAUAGAUUUGUCUCCCGUACUGCAUUGCAGAAAGCCAGAGCCAAAGGCAUGUCCUCUUUAAUGAGGCAGUUGUAUCAAGUCUAGCUUACUGACUUAUCGAGGGGGAACAACUGAAAAGAAACAAUGUAACAUGCUACACCCCCUUGAUUGUAACAAUGUGAAUGUUUUUGAGGAGGGAGGGGAGUGAGAAGAAAGAGAGGGAGAGAGAGAGAGUUAGAGUCAGAGAGGGAGAGCAGGAGGAGGGGGGGCGUUCUGAAAUAAUAUAGUCAGCCAUUUUUUAUGUAAGGGGAUUUUUCUUAUUGGGGAGGUUGUUAAAAAAUAAAUAUAAGGGCGGCCAUCUUUGUUUCUCUGCCUUGUAGUGUAAAAUAUUCCAAAACGCCCCCCACUUUUUUCUUGGUCGAUUUGAAUAUUAAAUAAAUAUCAUAAUUCGGGAGGAAUACACUUUCUGAAUUCGAGGACGGAGCCGAUGACAGGAAUAUAAUGUCCUCUCCUCUCCGGUCCUGUGAAGAGGACGAGGGCAUGGUGGUUAAUUCCGAGGGAGGAGAUUUUGAUGAAGAAGAAGAGGACGACGGAGAUCCAGACGAGAACGCAAGCGACAUAAACUCGCCGGCGGCGCUUCGGGAAACUGCAACACUACCCGCGCCAGAGGAAGAGGGGGAGGCUUCAGAACAGGACACGUUUAGCAGGAAGAAAGGACGUCCAAAAAAGAAGAAGGAGACCAAGAAAAAAGAAAAGGGAAAGGAAGGGAAAACAGCAAAAGCAAAGAAACGAAAAAAGAUCGACAGUGAUGUAGAGAGAGACUCCGAGGGGGAGUAUGGUGAAAACUCAGACAGCGCAGCCAGCAACUAUGGAUCUGGCGAGAAGAAGAAGAAGAAGAAACACAAAGAAAAGAAGGAAAAGAAAACCAAGAAGAAGAAGAAAGAUGAUGGCGACAGGGACAGCAGCCAUGAAGAAACCACAAAGCCAAUAGAGCAGAAGACCUCAGGCCAGCUGGCACAGGAGUGGGGCCUGGAGGAUGUCGAGCAUACAUUCACAGAGGACGACUAUCACACACUCACCAACUACAAGGCCUUCAGCCAGUUCAUGAGGCCCAUGAUAGCCAAGAAGAACCCUAAGAUCCCUAUGUCCAAGAUGAUGACCAUCUUGGGCGCCAAGUGGAGAGAGUUCAGCACCAACAACCCCUUUAAGGGCAACGCGGCCGCUGUGGCCGCCGCCGCCGCCGCUGCUGCCAUCGCCGUCGCCGAGCAGGUCUCCGCGGCAGCCGCCUCCCCCGAGCCUCCGCCUCAACCGCCCCCGUUACGGAAGGCCAAGACCAAAGAGGGCAAAGGCCCUGGCUAUAAGAAGCGCAGUAAGAGUCCUCGUGUUGCAGAUAAGAAGAAGGCCGCUGCUGUUAAGGCCAAAAAGAUGGCGCCCAUCCGUAUCAAACUGGGAGCCAUAGGCGCCAAGAGGAAGAAGAGCUGCUCAGUGAGUAUCAAUAUGAGUGAGGACGUUGAUGAGGAGGAGUCAGAGCAGGAGGACUCCAGUGUCCACAGCUCAUCAGUGCGCUCAGAUAGUUCCGGACGCCCCAAGAAGAACAAGAGAGGACGGCCGGCCAAGAAAAAGAAGAAAAUGAUGGGCGACGAGGAGGUGGACGGCUAUGAGACGGACCACCAGGACUACUGUGAGGUGUGUCAGCAGGGCGGGGAGAUCAUCCUGUGUGACACCUGCCCCAGGGCCUACCACCUGGUGUGUCUGGAACCCGAGCUGGAGAAGGCUCCGGAGGGCAAGUGGAGCUGUCCACACUGUGAGAAAGAAGGGAUCCAGUGGGAAGCAAAGGACGAGGAGUUUGAAGAUUUCGAGGAGGAGAUGGAGGACGGGGCAGCGGGACAGGCGGGGGCCGGGGGGGUGCCGGUGGGGGUGGAGGAGGAGGAGGAGGAGGACGACGACCACAUGGAGUUCUGCCGGGUGUGCAAGGACGGAGGGGAGCUGUUAUGCUGCGACACCUGCACCUCCUCCUACCACAUCCACUGUCUCAACCCACCUCUGCCAGAGAUCCCCAACGGAGAGUGGCUGUGCCCACGAUGCACUUGUCCCCACAUCAAAGGACGGGUUCAGAAGAUCCUUCACUGGCGAUGGGGCGAGCCGCCACCCCCCAUACCUGUGCCCCCGCCCCCCGACGCCCUGCCCGAUGCCCCUCCUCCGCCUCCUAUGAAGGGCAGGGCAGAGAGGGAGUUUUUCGUCAAGCUGGCGGGGCAGUCCUACUGGCACUGCACGUGGAUCACUGAGCUACAGUUGGAGAUAUUCCACUCGGUGAUGUUCCGCAACUACCAGAGGAAGACAGACAUGGACGAGCCCCCUCCGCUAGACUACGGGUCCGGGGACGAGGAGGGCGGGGGGAAGAGCGAGAAGCGACGGCUGAAAGACCCCCAGUAUGCCGCCCUGGAAGAGAGGUUCUACCGAUACUACAUAAAGCCUGAAUGGAUGAUGAUCCACCGCAUCAUCAACCACAGUCUGGAUAAAAAGGGGGUGUACCACUACCUGGUCAAGUGGAGAGAUCUGACCUAUGACCAGUGCACAUGGGAGAGAGAUGACCUGGAGAUCCCCGAGUUUGCCAUCCACAAGGCCAACUACUGGAGACACAGGAAUGAGGUGAUGAAGGAGGACCCAGACAAGCCCAGGAGGAUGAGGAACGUGAGGAUGGAGGAGAGCGAAGAGGCUCCUGGCUCACCCGUCAACGACCCGACGAUCAAGUACGAGGAGCAGCCGGAGUUUGUGUCGGUGACGGGGGGCACGCUGCACCUGUACCAGCUGGAGGGGCUCAACUGGCUGAGGUUCUCCUGGGCUCAGGGCACCGACACCAUCCUGGCCGACGAGAUGGGCCUGGGCAAGACCAUCCAGACCAUCGUCUUCCUCUACUCCCUCUUUAAAGAGGGCCACACUAAGGGUCCAUUCCUGGUCAGCGCUCCCCUCUCCACCAUCAUCAACUGGGAGCGAGAGUUUGAGAUGUGGGCUCCGGACUUCUACGUGCUCACCUACACCGGGGACAAAGACAGCAGGGCGGUCAUCCGCGAGAACGAGUUCUCCUUCGACGACAUGGCCGUCAAGGGAGGGAAGAAGGCUUUCAAGCUGAGGAGAGACGCCCCUAUCAAGUUCCAUGUUCUGCUGACGUCCUAUGAGCUGGUUACUAUAGACCAGACGUCUCUCAAGUCUAUAGACUGGGCCUGCCUGGUUGUGGACGAGGCCCACCGCCUCAAGAACAACCAGUCCAAGUUCUUCAGGCGUCUGAACGACUACAAGAUUGACCACAAGCUGCUGCUGACAGGAACCCCCCUGCAGAACAACCUGGAGGAACUGUUCCACCUGCUCAACUUCCUCACUCCCAACCGCUUCAACAACCUGGAGGGCUUCCUGGAGGAGUUUGCGGACAUCUCCAAGGAGGACCAGAUCAAGAAGCUCCACGACCUGCUGGGGCCUCACAUGCUGCGGAGGCUGAAGGCGGACGUGUUCAAGAACAUGCCGGCCAAGACGGAGCUGAUUGUGCGCGUGGAGCUCAGCCCCAUGCAGAAGAAAUACUACAAGUUGAUUCUGACGAGGAACUUUGAGGCUCUCAACUCUAAAGGGGGAGGGAACCAAGUGUCUCUUCUCAACAUCAUGAUGGACCUCAAGAAGUGCUGCAACCACCCCUACCUCUUCCCUGUGGCCUCCAUGGAAGCGCCUAAGACGGCGAGCGGGGCGUACGAGGGAGGGGGCCUCACAAAGGCUUCUGGGAAACUGAUGCUGCUGCAAAAUAUGCUGAGGAAGUUGAAGGACCAGGGCCAUCGUGUCCUCGUCUUCUCUCAGAUGACCAAGAUGUUGGACCUGCUGGAGGACUUCCUGGACUUUGAAGGUUAUAAGUAUGAGAGGAUAGACGGAAGCGUCACAGGGGCACUCAGACAGGAAGCCAUAGACAGGUUCAACGCCCCUGGAGCGUGUCAGUUCUGCUUCCUGCUCUCCACCAGGGCCGGUGGUCUGGGCAUCAACCUGGCCACAGCCGACACCGUCAUCAUUUUCGACUCCGACUGGAACCCCCACAAUGACAUCCAGGCGUUCAGUCGAGCCCACCGCAUCGGCCAGGCCAACAAGGUGAUGAUCUACCGCUUUGUGACGCGCGCCAGCGUGGAGGAGAGGAUCACCCAGGUGGCCAAGAGGAAGAUGAUGCUGACCCACCUGGUGGUGAGGCCAGGCCUGGGCUCCAAGGCCGGCUCCAUGACCAAGCAGGAGCUGGAUGACAUCCUCAAGUUUGGCACUGAGGAGCUCUUCAAAGACGAGAUCGAAAGUUCUGGAGGCAGUUCGUUGAAACGUGGAAAGAAAGGAGCUUCCACAACCUUCAUGGGAGACAGCAGGGACGACGAGGGCAGCGUGAUCCACUACGACAGCGGCGCCAUCGAGCGGCUACUAGACCGCAGCCAGGACGCCACCGACGACACGGACAUGCAGAACAUGAACGAGUACCUGAGCUCCUUUAAGGUGGCCCAGUACAUGGUGCGGGAGGAGGACAAGAUCGAGGAGAUCGAGCGGGAGAUCAUCAAGCAGGAGGAGAACGUGGACCCGGACUACUGGGAGAAGCUGCUGAGGCACCAUUACGAGCAGCAGCAGGAAGACCUGGCCAGCAAGCUGGGCAAGGGCAAGAGGAACCGCAAGCCUGUCAACUACAACGACGCCGCCCAGGAGGACCAAGAGUGGCAUGCUGAUAUUUCAGAUAACCAGUCCGAGUAUUCAGUGGGCUCCGAGGAGGAGGACGAAGACUUCGACGAGAGGCCAGAAGGUCGUAGGCAGUCUCGUCGUCAGAUGAGGAACGAAAGGGACAAGCCACUGCCCCCUCUACUGGCCAGAGUGGGAGGCAACCUCGAGGUGUUGGGCUUCAACACGCGCCAGCGGAAAGCCUUCCUGAAUGCAGUGAUGCGUUGGGGCAUGCCCGCUCAGGACGCCUUCUCCUGCCAGUGGCUGGUACGAGACCUGAGGGGCAAGAGUGAGAAGGAGUUCAAGGCGUACGUUUCUCUGUUCAUGCGUCACCUGUGCGAGCCGGUGGCCGACGGGUCCGAGACGUUCGCCGACGGCGUGCCUCGGGAGGGCCUGUGUCGCCAGCCUGUCCUCACCCGUAUAGGGGUCAUGUCCCUGGUCAAGAAGAAGAUCCAGGAGUUUGAGCACAUCAACGGCCGCUGGAGCCUUCCAGAGCUGAAGCCCGAGGUGGUCGUGGACUCCAAGUCUUCCAGGGCCUCUUCCCCCGCCAUAAAGACCGCCACCCCCACCCCCGAACCCAGCUGCAACAACACCCCCUGCACCUCCAAACCAGCCACCCCGUCACCUGUGGAGAAGCCAGAGAAGAAUGGAAAGGAGGUAGAGAAAGAGGAUAUCCCACCUGAGAGUGAAAAAGAGGAGGGAGGGAAGGAGGAGAGCAGGAAGAGCACAGACUCUGGGGAGCCGCCUCGUGCCGGGACUGAAGUGUCCCCACAGGGCUCUCCUGGUAAAUCCAAUGACAAUGUAGAGGGCGACUCGAAAGAAGAGGAGAGGAACAAAAUGGCCGACGCCCCAUCCACCCCUGUCCCGACGGAGGGAAAAACCGCCGAGGAGGAAAUCAAGGUGGAGAAGAGCGCUGAAGACACACCCCAACAGGGGCCUGAGGUCAAAGACGACAAGCCAGCAGAUGGAGAGAAGGAGGAGGAGGAGAAGGAGAAAGAGAAGGAGAAAGAGAAGAAGAGCGAGGAGGCUGCCGCCCCAACGGAAACGACGGGGAGCAAGGAGAAAGUGGAAAACCAGCCUUCCGAUGUGAAGAAGGAGGAAGUAAAAGGUGAAAAGGAUCCCGGGAAAGAAGUGAAAGGGCCAAAGGAGGAGGUCGCCAGAGGGAACGGUAAACUACCCACGGAGCGUCCUCGCUUCAUGUUCAACAUCGCUGACGGGGGCUUUACAGAGCUCCACACGCUGUGGCAGAACGAGGAGAGGGCGGCCAUCUCUUCGGGGAAGAUGAACGACAUCUGGCACCGGCGACACGACUUCUGGCUGCUGGCGGGAAUCGUUCUUCACGGGUACGCGCGAUGGCAGGACAUCCAGAACGACCCCCAGUUCGCCAUUGUCAACGAGCCGUUCAAGUCGCAGGCCAACAAGGGGAACUUUCUAGAAAUGAAGAACAAGUUCCUUGCCCGGCGCUUCAAGUUGUUGGAGCAGGCCCUGGUGAUCGAGGAGCAGCUCCGCAGGGCAGCCUACCUCAACAUGACCCAGGACCCCUCCCACCCGGCCAUGGCCCUCAACGCUCGCUUCGCCGAGGUCGAAUGUCUGGCUGAAUCCCACCAACACCUGAGCAAGGAGUCCCUGGCUGGGAACAAGCCUGCAAACGCGGUUCUACACAAGGUGUUGAACCAGCUUGAGGAGUUACUGAGCGACAUGAAGGCCGACGUGACACGGCUUCCUGCCACGCUGUCGCGGGUCCCGCCCAUCGCCUCCCGCCUGCAGAUGUCCGAGAGGAGCAUCCUCAGUAGGCUAGCCAGCAAGGGCACGGAGACACACACCCCCCCGCACAUCCCUCCUGGACCUUACGCCACCCCUCAGAACUACGGUGCCACCUUCACCCCAGCCCCCCCGGGAGGCCUCCCCAUGGGUGGCGGCAAUUACAGCCAGAUGCCCCCUGGAUCCUUCAUAUCAGAAGCCGCCGGGGGGGCCUGUCUGAAGACCAAGGAACACGACGUCAUGCAGCGCCAGCGCGUGGUGGACCUCUGGAAGGACGGCAAGUCGGAGGGCUCCAUCGGGCAGGAGCUACGGAUGCCCAAGUCCACCGUGCACAGCAUCAUCGUCAAGUACCGGCUCAGCAACACCGUGGAAAAUCUGCCGCGCAACGGGCGCCCCAAGAAGCCCUGAUAGGAUGGAGGGAGGGAGAAACCUAUACUAAAGAAGGACAGAGGAUGGAGGGAGGGGCGGGGAGACUCCGACAAAGGAGGAGAGAGGGAAGGAACGAGCAGACGAUGCACUUUGAAGUCAAACGUGGACCGCGUUGGAAUGUAAGUGAGGGAGAGGCAGCGGAUGGAGAGAUGGGAUCCAACAGAGAAAGAGAUGGAUCAAGCACCUCGAAGGAGAACAUGAACUUGGGAAAGGGGGUGAGGGAGGGACAUGGACACGGACAAGGUAGACGCGGCACAAAAACGAAUGGAAAAUGGGAAAAUACAGGAAAACAAUAAGGAUGCUGGAUUGGAAAGAAGUGGGGAGAAAGGGAUCUCAAAGGAUGGAGGUGGAAUAAGAGACUAGAACCUCAUUCUCCGACAUCAAAUGGAACGGAUGGAUAGAGUGAUAGUCGGAGAGGUGAUCUGUCUGACCUCAACCUAUUUUGAUGUCUUUUUUUAUUUGUACUUUUAUGCACAGUGGAAGUGAGAGCAAGGGGCUCUCUAAGAGAGGCCCCCAGUCUGCUGGAGGAGAAAUGGUUGGAGAGGAGCGAAAAGGGAAUGAAAGACAAGCAAAAGCGAGAGUAUGUUAAUGUAAUCAAGGGAGAGGGGGGUUCAAGAAUGUACUGUAGGAAUGAAGAGAGAAAAAAUGCAAA
Molecule: messenger RNA, 7558 nt
Organism: Hypomesus transpacificus
Lineage: Eukaryota; Metazoa; Chordata; Actinopteri; Osmeriformes; Osmeridae
Gene: chd3
Product: chromodomain helicase DNA binding protein 3
Exons: 41
Coding region: 499-6885 (2128 amino acids)
Biological process (GO): negative regulation of transcription by RNA polymerase II; chromatin remodeling
Cellular component (GO): nucleus; NuRD complex; chromatin
Molecular function (GO): ATP binding; DNA binding; histone binding
Source: RefSeq, a predicted model, not a curated record